This is a messenger RNA of Myotis myotis, 1024 nucleotides long. It is a transcript of the gene SLC51B, whose product is annotated as solute carrier family 51 subunit beta. Gene Ontology annotation, cellular component: plasma membrane. Lineage: Eukaryota; Metazoa; Chordata; Mammalia; Chiroptera; Vespertilionidae. The record is from RefSeq and is a predicted model, not a curated record. Gene Ontology annotation, molecular function: transmembrane transporter activity; protein heterodimerization activity. Gene Ontology annotation, biological process: bile acid and bile salt transport.
GGUGCUGGCACCCAGCCCGGGGUCCUCUAAGCCCAUUCCUCAGGGCUGGCAAGAGGGUCUGGAUGUCUUCUCUUUACUUGAGGCCACCAUAUAAGAAAGUGAGCACUGGGCUCCUGGUUCUUUAAGCAGUUAAAACGGGGUGGAGCCUGUCUGCCACCCAAGGCCACUCAUUCAAGAGGCCAGUCACCCCAGAGUAGCAGGGAAGACUCCAGGCCUGGGCGUGUGCUAAGAGCAGAGCUACCAGAUGGGAUGGGCUGCUACAGACUCUGCACUCAUCCCAGGUGACAGCUGUGUGGAGAGCUCAAGUGCAAAGACCAUCCUGUGCUUCGGUGAGAGGAGGAGGAAGAGGACACAGCAAUCAGUGCUGCUCCCCAAAGCAGAUCAAGGCCGGCCCGGAGCCAAGGACCCAGGGGAUCUGCAGGGCUUUGCACAGGGGCCAGCACCUAGGAGGCCAAGAGGGGAGCUGAGGGGCUGAAGGGGCCUAAGGACUUCAUUGUCAGAAAUGUACCCCAGCCCGGAGCAGGGCGUGCCCCGUGGUGAGGGGGUCGCCGGAGCCCCAGCUGGCACUGUGGUGCCUCAGGAGCUGCUGGAAGAAAUGCUUUGGUUUUUUCGGGUAGAAGAUGCAACUCCUUGGAAUAUUUCCAUCUUUGCCCUGAUGGGUGUGGUGGUCGUGAUCAGCAUGGUCCUCCUGGGAAGGAGCAUCAAGGCGAACAGAAGGCAAAAGAAGCUGCCACGGGAAAAGCCAACUCCAGAAGUCUUGACUGAGGCCGGAACCAAAGAUGACAACAAUCUGAAUAUCCUAAGAGAGACUUUGCUCUCAGAAAAGCUAAACUUGGCCGAGGUGGACAUUGAGUUAAAAGAGAGGAGCAUGCCAGCCGUCUUCCUUCCAGACCCACAGGAAUCCGAGAGCUAGUGAGAGGGCAGGGCAGGCCCCCAUGUUGUGAGCAGAUAAACCGAAAGAAGUGCCAUCCAACUAAAAUUCUGUUAUGGGGGAAAAAACCCCACAAACCACGUUUUUAUUAAA